Messenger RNA from Microdochium trichocladiopsis, 2320 nucleotides. RefSeq names its product ankyrin repeat-containing domain protein. The record is from RefSeq and is a predicted model, not a curated record. The coding region runs from base 320 to 2167 and encodes 615 amino acids. The transcript has a single exon. Gene Ontology annotation, molecular function: protein binding. NCBI's taxonomy places the organism in Eukaryota, Fungi, Ascomycota, Sordariomycetes, Xylariales, Microdochiaceae.
GCACGCCUCCUCACCUCAGCCUCGGUGGAGCCAGGGACAGGAUGCCUGCCUGUGUUGCUGACACAUGUUUGCUGGUCUCCGAGGGUGCCGCCAGCACGGUCCCAACAUGCCACGCACCAACAACUACAGCAAUGUAAGCAACCGCCGCUGUCCCUCACCAGGAUAAAAGAUCCACGGAGAGGUCUCUCAAGGCUUGCCCACCCGGAUCCUGCCUGAUCACUCCAAAGAUCCCAUCAAAGCCGCCAUCCACCAACGGCUUUACAGACUGAACGAACCACCCCUGCUCUACCACGCAUACCGACAAGUCUAACUUGUAAGCAUGUCACGAAGGCCCGGUCCCAUCCCAGGUGAGGCAGCCAGCUUUCACGACAUGUCAUCUCCGGCAACACUCUUGCGAUUGCCACUCGAGCUCUUGGUACAGAUCGCCAGCUACCUAUCGACGCGGGACGUCCUCUGCAGCCUAGCAUGUGCGAGUCGGUUCACACACUCAGCCGUCACAGAUUUCGCCUAUGCGAGACACGUGCGGUACGGCCCGGCCGGAGCGGCACCGCUGUGGUGGGCAGCUCGAAAGGGUCUUCUCGAGCCAGCACGACGGGCCCUCGCGUUCGGUGCGGACCCAAACGAGCACACGGAGGACGCUGUCGUGAUGCGCGGCCAGCGCAAUACGACGCCGCUUGCGGCAGCGGUGUUCAGCAAAGACGUCGCCAUGGUGAAGCUGCUUCUCGAGCACGGGGCACAUCCUGGCUGCCUGGUGUACAGCCAGACGACGCUCACACACGCCGCGGCCGAGGGGAGCCUGGAUAUUGCGCGGCUGCUGCUCGAACAGGAGCGCAGAGACUGGAAUCCCUCUAUGGUGCGACGACAUCCGUGUGACGACUCACAGCCGCAAUUCGCAUCAAAGCUGGUCCACCUGCGCAACAGUAUUGGAUCGUCUGCCCUACACCAGGCGGCAGAGGCGGGCGAUGAGGACAUGGCCCGCCUGCUGCUGAGCUACGGAGCCCGCGUGGAUUCUAGAGACAUCCAGGGCUUGACGCCGUUAUGCGUAGCGAUCAAGAACAACCAUCUCGCCACAGCGAGGCUCUUGCUGGAAGCCGGUGCUGAUCCGCUGGCCAUUGACUACCAGGGCAAGCGGUGCCCGCUGUCGAUUGCCUCACGACUGGCCCUUAACAUGGGCGCCAAGGCGCAAGGACCACUUGCUUUUUUCAAGCUGCUCCUUUCAGCUACGAUGAGCGGAUCGCCGGAUGAUGAAGCCAGUGACGGCGCGGAGGCGCAGCUCACUCUGCCCACCGAGUUGCUGCACGACCUGCUCUCCACCGGCACUGUUCCCGUCAUCGAUGCGAUACUCGCACUCGGCGCAGAUCCGGACACGAGAUCCACCGAUGGCUCGACUCCCUUGCUGCGUCGGGCAAGGAACAAGCCUGGCGAGCGGGAUAAUGCCCCGGCCGUGUGGAAGCUGCUGGAUUUUGGUGCGUCUCUAGAGGCCACACUGCCUGGCCAGCCCGAGACGCCUCUACUUUACGCCAUUGAGAAGAGGCAGGACGAAGUGGUGCAGGUUCUUGUGGCCAGAGGCGCGAGCCUGACCGCCAGGGACAAGGACGGCAGAGACCCCCUCCUGAAGGCCAUCUCCCUCGAUCGCCGGUGGGUGACGCACCUGCUCCUCGACAGCGGCGUGGCAGUGGAGACGAUGGACUCUUAUGGCACAAGUGCCUUGGCUCUCGCCGCUGGGAGUGGUAUGCACGGCAUCUCAGCCCGGCUCCUCGAGCUCGGGGCGGUUCUGGAAACGAAAGACAAGCUAGGCAGGACCCCGCUCGUAUGGGCUGUGGAAUCAGAGAACCUUGAGGACAUGCGUCUCCUGCUUGACCAUGGCGCGGCGGUCGAUGUUGUCUACUCGCAUGUGGACUCGCCAGAUGGCGAGACAGUCAGUUCGGAAGAGGCAGGGACAUCAGAGCCCGUGCCAAUCCCCCGAAGCCGGACACCACUUAACACUGCUGUGCGUAAUGGCUCUCUUGACAGUGUUCAAGCACUUCUCAAGGCAGGGGCGGAUCUUCAGCUGGCACGGCAGCUAGAUCCGGCAAUGCUGCAGUGCACGGAGCAGGCAGACGAGGCUGAGGCUUUGGUAAACCUGCUGAGAGCAGUACGGACUCGAAGAGGAAACAUGGGCGUCUGAUAGAUGCUUGCAACUUGCAUAAAUAUGCCAAACAGGUCACGUUGGCCUUGUACAAUCCGCACUCCAUCUCUGUAUUCCUCAUUAUUUGAUUUGUCGUGGACCUUUGACGGCACUUGCUCCCGACUGUUCGCUGGAACAAGGGGGGCUUAUACU